CUUCGGCCUUGUUUGCCCACGCAUAACAGACUUUGACUGAAUACUGACCAGAGCAGGCCUAUUUCUGUUCUUGUCCAGGCCGAACUCCAGCGUGUGAAGUUCGGGAAUUUCGACGGCACGUGUGCACUGUGGCCCUCAUCAGUCAGACUACUCCUUUCGAUCUUCUUUACGAUUUCAUUCUAAAACAUUGUCUCGGAUUUUCUGUCAGCUUACAACUCACUUUCAACACAUCUUUUUUUCGUGUUCACCAAACGCUCGUGAAAAUGCUCGGCUAUGUGACUAUUGAAGUUCACGGUGCAGACAUGAAUGACGCAUCCAGACAUGCUCGACGCUUGGCCGACAAUUUUCUCGACGAUCUGGACACAAUGCAACGUGCUUCAAGAGCCAGAGACCGUCGAGCCAUGAGCCAUUUGGAAACGGGAGCAUCUUCGGCAUGCAUGGCUUUAAAUGUCCACCUUAUACGGCAACUGAAUGUGCUGCACCAGAAUCGACUACAGAAUAGAAUAGAAUAUAUUGAACUUACGUCUAAACGUGAGAUCAAGAGUACACUUUUGUUGUCCGGAAAGCAGAAGCGGAACAGUACUAUGAUCGGUUCACCUGGGACCGAUGCUUUGGAACGACGACGCAGUUUGAGCUACACUUCUACUAGGUCUUACGUCUCCUCCCCUCCGGUCAGCUCAUCAGUUCAUUACUAUUACCCCCGGCGACGCUACGUAUCUCGUGUAUACUAUCCACCUACACACCAUGUCACCCACUACACACCGCCGGUGAUGAUGGUCGGAAAAUCAGUUUACCCGUCAGUUUAUGAGCCAGUACGUUACGAAUUUCCGCGAACCAUAUCGAACAACGUUUACGCGCCACCUACAAACUUCUACCCGCCAUACACAAAUUCCUGGCAAAACAACAAUCCGACUGGAGUCUUACCAACUUCGGGACUGCGAGCACAUUCGCCACCACGAAGACAUAUCAUGACACCGCGUGCCGCAGACUAUGUGCGCCAUGCUUACUACCCAUGGCGCCGUGCGUAUUCUCUGAGCGACCUUUAUGGUGACGCACUUGAAGAAACCGUCCCACGUGUGAUUCAUACCACAAUCAAUCGACGCACGCCACUACGGUCGGCGCGACUUGGGUCGGUCCCACCGGUACCGGUCAGUCACACCUAUCGCCCGGUUUACUACGCAUCUGAGGUCGGUUUGCCACCGGUGGUACCAGGACGGACUUAUUACCGCACAAAUCGUUAUAUAACGGAAACGCCUUACUAUUUGACGUCUUAUGAAGAAACCGUCCCACGUGUGAUUCAUACCACAAUCAAUCGACGCACGCCACUACGGUCGGCGCGACUUGGGUCGGUCCCACCGGUACCGGUCAGUCACACCUAUCGCCCGGUUUACUACGCAUCUGAGGUCGGUUUGCCACCGGUGGUACCAGGACGGACUUAUUACCGCACAAAUCGUUAUAUAACGGAAACGCCUUACUAUUUGACGUCUUAUACCACGCGAACGGCGGAACCAAGUCGCCCGAUUUUGACAACGCACUAUGCUUCUUCGCCGGCACCAAUCACUCAGAGGUACACGUAUUACUAUCCGUCAGUGAUAACCGGAAAACUGCAAACACCCUAUCGUAUGGGAUCCCAAACGAGUUUGAGCGCUGAAGUUGAACGUGAACGUCGUCGGAUCGGGCGCCGCAUGGAUGAUGAUCUGCUGGAAUACAAAUUGCCUCCACCGGAAUACUACAGGGAGAUGCGUGGCUCGCUUCGCAAUUUGCAAGGAAAAAUGGACGAACACCGAAGACUGUUGGACCGGUAUUCGGGUAUCGAUAUGGCAGCGGCCCCGACAUCGGUGGAGGAUCGUAUCGAAUCAAAGUAUCAGCAGUUGGCUAGCCGCCAAUUUCAGUUAAUUGGAACGAUCAAUGCAGCGUUGAAGAGAAUAAUGAAGCAAGCUAGUGGAUUGAAAUUAAUCGAUAACACCAAUCCUUGGGCCAACGGAGAAUCAUUCCCUCAGUUUUUGGUGAUAUUUUACGGACAAAUAAGUCUAUCCCCACUCCAAUGGUCUUAUGUUGCUAAUUCGUGUUUGGUGAGCUCCGCCAACGCACCUGCUUUCCGGACGUGCCGUACCGAUGGUGACCUUAGGGAUGCGUCACUCUCUGCACAUAUACUUAUUCCAUGUCUGGGCGGGUCCUGGCAUCAUCGUGAACCGUUAGAUCGCUGCGUCCACUCAGGGGAUAUGGUGGGUUGUUGCUAG
Opisthorchis viverrini is the source of this 2240-nucleotide messenger RNA. RefSeq lists its product as hypothetical. The record is from RefSeq and is a predicted model, not a curated record. Bases 264 to 2240 code for a protein of 658 amino acids. The transcript is spliced from 12 exons. NCBI's taxonomy places the organism in Eukaryota, Metazoa, Platyhelminthes, Trematoda, Opisthorchiida, Opisthorchiidae.